This is a messenger RNA of Hordeum vulgare subsp. vulgare (domesticated barley), 802 nucleotides long. Its product is annotated as abscisic stress-ripening protein 2-like. The transcript has 2 exons. The coding region runs from base 134 to 433 and encodes 99 amino acids. Lineage: Eukaryota; Viridiplantae; Streptophyta; Magnoliopsida; Poales; Poaceae. The record is from RefSeq and is a predicted model, not a curated record.
UCCUCAUCCUUCAAACACAUACAUAGACCCUCACCCUCCUAUAUAUAUACCCAUAUUAUUACACGAGGCACGAGUGAGUACGCACGCACACACGGACGUUCUCCGUUGAGAGCUUGGAAGGCUAAAACUGGUUAUGGGGCGCCACAGCAGCAGCAGCGGCAAGCCCGAGGCCGGCGGCGAGCAGCAGUAUCGCAAGGAGGAGAAGCACCACAAGCACAUGGAGAAGCUGGCCAAGCUCGGAGCCGUCGCCGCCGGAGCAUACGCAAGGCAUGAGAAGCACGAGGCGAGGAAGGACCCGGAGCACGCAAGGUCGCACAAGAUCAAGGAGAAGAUCGCCGCCACGGUCGCCGUCGGCAGCGCGGGGCUCGCCAUCCACGAGCACCACAAGAAGAAAGAGGCCAAGAAGCAUGCCCGUCAUGCCCACCACCACUGAUACACUCAUGGAUGCAUUUGCACACUGUGAAAAUAGAAAGGCUUGAAGCGUAUGCGUUUAGCAUGGACGCGUGCGUGUUAAUAAAUGCACAAGACCUAGGAGAUUACAACAAGGAGUUAGGAUCUAUCUUUAUCUACAAGGUUAAACACAAGAGAUAGACCCUAACAAGAUAUCCUAGUUUAAACCAUACACGCACGCCUACAAUCAUAAUACACAUGGUUUAUACAUAUACCAUGUGUAUACGUAAUACAAUGUCUAACACUCCCCCUCAAUCACAACUUGUCCAAGUUGAGAUUGCGACGAAAAACUUCCAACUGGCGAAGAGUAAGAGGUUUAGUAAAGCCAUCAGCCAAUUGAUCACCAGUGGGA